This is a messenger RNA of Strongylocentrotus purpuratus (purple sea urchin), 3693 nucleotides long. RefSeq names its product dynein assembly factor with WDR repeat domains 1 (gene daw1). Gene Ontology annotation, molecular function: protein binding. The transcript is spliced from 11 exons. Bases 107 to 1354 code for a protein of 415 amino acids. NCBI's taxonomy places the organism in Eukaryota, Metazoa, Echinodermata, Echinoidea, Camarodonta, Strongylocentrotidae. The record is from RefSeq and is a predicted model, not a curated record. Gene Ontology annotation, biological process: intracellular protein transport; retrograde vesicle-mediated transport, Golgi to endoplasmic reticulum; intra-Golgi vesicle-mediated transport. Gene Ontology annotation, cellular component: COPI vesicle coat.
UACUGAUAUGAUUUGCAUUGCAUUGGCGCCGUAUCACCAGGGACGCAAAUUAGACGGUCAAUACUUCCAAAUAAAUUGAUAAUUUUAUCUACAGCCACCCGAAAUCAUGCGUCUUAAAAGAUUCUUGCUUCGUUACUACCCACCAGGUAUCAUCUUGGAGUAUGAACAGUCUCAAAUGCUGAAAACUAAAUCUAUAGAUCUCUUAGACCUCAAAGCGGAGAGUGACAUUGAUCCAAUAUUAGAUGAGAUUGUUCGUAAGGAACCUCUGGUCACACCAAACAGGACAGACCAAGUGAGACAACUGAUAGAGAGAUUACAAGAGAAACUUGCCAAACCUGAUGACCAUAAGUUCUUCCUUUUCAAGGUUCUAAGAGCACACAUCCUCCCUCUGACAAAUGUUGCAUUCAACAAGUCAGGGUCUAACUUCAUCACAGGCAGUUAUGACAGAGCGUGUAAAGUAUGGGACACAGCAUCUGGGGAGGAGCUCCACACAUUGGAAGGGCACAGAAAUGUAGUCUAUGCCAUAGCCUUCAAUAAUCCUUAUGGUGACAAGAUUGCUACCGGUUCCUUUGACAAGACAUGUAAGCUAUGGAGCUCCGAGACAGGCAAAUGUUACCACACACUACGGGGACACACAGGUGAAAUAGUAUGUGUAGCAUUCAACCCACAGAGUACUGUGAUCGCUACAGGUAGCAUGGAUACUACAGCUAAGCUAUGGGACAUUAAGACAGGAGCUGAGAAAAACACAUUGUCGGGUCAUUCAGCUGAAAUCAUCUCUCUUUCAUUCAAUUCAAUGGGAGAUAGGGUCAUAACCGGUUCGUUCGAUCACACAGUAUCAGUAUGGGAUGUACAUACAGGAAGACGCAUCCACACUCUGAUUGGCCAUCGAGGUGAGAUCAGCUCCGCCCAGUUCAACUACGAUUGUUCUCUCAUCGUGACAGGCUCCAUGGAUAAGACCUGUAAGAUCUGGGAUGCGGCUACGGGCAAGUGUGUGGGUAACCUCCGUGGCCAUGAGGACGAGAUUUUGGAUGUGGUCUUUGACUACACUGGACAGUUCAUUGCUUCAGCGUCGGCAGACAGUUCUGCAAGGGUCUACAAUGCUGUUACCCAUCACUGCAUAUGCAAAUUGGAUGGACAUGCAGGAGAAAUUUCAAAAAUUUCCUUCAACCCUCAAGGUACUAAGCUACUGACUGCCAGCGCUGAUAAGACAGCUAAGAUAUGGGAUCCUAAAUCAGGUACUUGUCUCCAGACACUAGAGGGACACACAGACGAGAUAUUCAGCUGUGCAUUCAACUAUGAAGGAGAUACGGUUAUUACAGGAAGCAAAGACAACACUUGUAGGAUCUGGCGCUGAGACCCUGGAUGCUCUCCUCUCUCUCUCUCACCUCAUGAUCCUAACAACCAUCCUCUUUCUCCAUCUAUGGCCUACGUAGACCAAGAUAGAAAGAUAAUUUUGUCUUGCUCGUCACAUGGUGAAUAUGUGAAGUAGUAUCAAGCCUGGGGGGUGUUUCACAAAGAUCCUAAGUUGAGCUUAUCUCUAAGUUGGACUUUAAAUUAUGGAAAGCCGUUAGCAUCAUUGAAAAUAUUUUGUAAAAGUUAUUUAAAAGACAUUAAAUGUUGAUUUAAAACAUUUAUGUUUUCUGUUAUCAACAAGAUUUCAAUGUUCUUGAUGUGGAAUUUUUGAAAAGUCUAAAAUACUUGGAAUUGUUGAUUUUGAUUACCGGUACAUUUUAUUUUAAGGCUACAAAUGGCUCUCCAUAAUAUUUAAGUCCAAAUUUAAGUUAAGUUCGACUUAGGAUCUUUGUGAAACACCCCCCCCCCCCCCCCCCCCCCCGAAUUGUUUGUGAAAUUAGCGAGUUGUCCAAAUUCACACGUGAUUCAUCCGAAAGUACAUUAGAGAGCAAAGCAACCUUUGAAUAAGUGUAUUUUGUAAAAGUUUCUUCUCUCAGACUUAAGGAUUCAGUAAUGAUUUAGAAGUUUUAAAAGGUCACAAGUUUUCUGAUAUUGCAGUAAUAUAAGGCCAUGAUGAAGCAAUGGUGAGUUGAUGAUUUAUCUGCUGGGAACCAAAAUGCGAUUUACUCAUUUUGGCAGUAGGGCCUAAAAAAGAAAGAUUUUGCAUUGCCCUCUAGGUCCCAGCACCUGGGUCAAUCAGUCAUUUUUUUCCUACCUAUUUUGGCUGAUAUUUUAGAGUUUUGAAUGCUUUAAUACAUAUUUUUUGAUUCAUUAAACAUUCUUUUAAAAAAGAAACGGUAAAAAAAUAAGAAAAUAAAAAAGCCGACCGUAGAUUUUAAGAUUUUGGGUCGGUCGAAAAGGGCAAUACAACAAGUUUUUGUUUAAAGCCUAAUUAUAGUAAUAUAAAGGGGAAGAAUUAAACCAGCAGAGCACCGAUAGAUUGUCAAUAUAUUGUAUCAUAUUAGAUCAAAUUUUACUUAUCAUAUACCAGUGCCCUUUUGGCUGUAAGUCAGAACUGUCUAAUCCUUUUUUUGCUGAUGUGAAGGCAUGAUGAAUAGAAAUUAAAUUCCUUUAGAAUUAACAGAACAAGAGCUACAUCUAGACACCUUUGACUUGCGUUUUUCUUUCCAGUUCACAUCUAGCUAAAGGCUUACAGGUUCUGAACUUAUAUUAUUCAGUAUGUUUUGUUUAAAUAUUGAAAAAACCCAGCAUGAACGUGUUAUGAUGAGGUCAAUAAGCCUGUGGUAUAGUGUCAAUGCAAGGGUCGUAUAUUUGCUGAGAAAUAUUUCUUUCUUAUUCCUUUUCAGUAGCAAAAUGCAGUGUAUGUGUUAGGAGAGAAUUAACGGUACUAAAAAAUGUUGGCUACCAUUAAACUAAAUAGUGUAGUCCUUAUAAAUUCUCAUCAUUAUUGUUUCUGUUAUGAGAAAAUAUGUGAGAUAUGUAGAAGUACAGUGUAAUAAUGAAAACAUGAAUUAGAUUUUGAAGGAAUAGAAAUUUUCAGUUGUAGUGUCUGCUCACUUCAAAAUCAUGUUCAUGUACUGUGUUCUCUUUGUACACGGUGCCGUUAAUUUUGUACGAUAAAGUGAUAGCUGCAUUUAAUUACACAUGCCUUGAUAGAUCCAUCUACUUCCAGUCUUAUGUACACAAUACUCAAUUCUAUUCCAUCCAUUUAAUUACUCUUGGAUUUCUACUUUGAGUCAGAAAUAGUACUUAAAUGACUUAUAUUAAUUUUGUUUCUCAUUUGAAUUCUUCAGUAUUCAUUUCAAGUGUCUUGCUGCUGUAUCAAUGGUAUUAUGUAUGUAGCCAAUAGUCUGGUUUACUAACAGUUAUCCACAUUUAUGGACGUUUCUUUCCUGGGGAUCUAGUGACGAGGUAUUCCAUUUACCUGUUAUUACUGAAUGAACAACAAUACUCGGAAUCCAGUCUGCAUACAUUACUUGUUGCUAUGUCAGGCAAGCCUCUGGCAAGCUUUCAGUAUGCAUAAAAUUGUAAUAUGUUAGUAGACCGGUCUGUUCUAAUACAUUUAUUUUACCAUACUUCAUGUUAUAUUUCUACUCUGUAUUAGUAUGGAGUGACUGGGCAAGAUCAAGAUGUGCAUGGAUAUUUCAUUUUACAUUCAAAUUCAUCUCUACUUAUUUCAAGUGUCUUACUGUCACAUAGUCAAUUCUAUUCCAUCCAUUUCAUGAUAAUUCAUGUUAGAUUUCUACAUAAGGCAAAACAUUGGUUUUGUAUGUUUUUCAU